UGUCGCGAAGGCCAUAGACAUGCGGACCUUGUGCAAAAAAAAUUUGUCAAAUCCUUCGGUGUGGUGAGUCAUUGCUACAAGUCGGCGACAGACAUUGCACUGAAGUGUUUCGCCUGCGUUCAACACAGCGCUCCGUUUCUUUGUUCGAAGCCAGGAAUCUCGGGGCACUGUGGACACGUUCCAAAUACAGAGGAGUCGAUAAUGGCUUGUAUUCUGGCAGUGCACUUUCUCGAGGCAUCCAUGAGGCAGAGUACCACCCUUCGGCGCUACAUAGCCUCAUGGCUGCACCUAUAAGAACUGCGUUGGUUCAACCGUACGACAGCUUUCUGCAAGCCGUUUUGUGACUCGAACCCGCUCGCCUUUCAAGCAUAUCUUUCGAUCUCACACCGCAAGAGAAAUAUGGAAGGAUCACCAUACCGCCUCAUCUUGGAAUCAGAUGAUGAUUCUGAUUCCUCGAGUGAAGUCACUGAUCACGUACCCUCUGCGGAGGGAAUCGAGCAGGAGGACAUUCCGGACGGUCCUCCAGGAAGUGUACUGCAAGUCAAGAAUCUGUACGAGGUGUACGACCCGAAGGAGCAAAGGUAUGUACUCAGGCCGGCUCCUUUGGAGACCGCAUCCGAGGAUCUACGGGAGGGCUCGAAGUACGCGGUGUAUGCCUUCUCGGUGAUCCGUCACUUUUCGCGCUCUGGCAAGGGCAAGAAACACGAUGUUAUUCUAUCACUCGAGAUUCAUAGCAAGCACCUCAUCGAAGUUGCGAAAGAAGUCAUAGGACACGUCCACGGCAUCUCAUGGAACGCCAAAAAACUCCGCAUCAACCCGCAAAUUUUCCUCUCCUGGCUGCGUGAGCUGCAGGCUUACCAAGCGAAGUUGAUUGUCGCGGCACACACUGCCCCGGAGAACGACCCUGCCCGCCUCAAGGUCACCCACCUCAGCCAUCUGCUAACCUACCUCACCACAACGUACGCGUCUACCCUCGACACGCUGUCGUCGUGGCUUCGCCAUGGCGAAAUUACAUUCGAUCUUUUGUGGGCGGUGUAUAUCCCUGGCAAGACCAUCCUCUACACUCUUUGUCCCGUCACGGGCGAGCCGCGAGCUGUUCGCUUGCUGCAUGCGGAACUAUGCAAGGUACUGGGAGGAUGUUUGCUCUCCGUUUACGACCCCACAGGCCUGGCAGUCGGCAAAGAUGAUGACGGCCAGUAUAACGAUUUCGUGUGGCGGCUCCACGUGGUAUACGUGGAAGCAAAUGUCCCCGAGCCAGGCCGCCGAACGAAAAUGAUACAUGAAUUCGGAUACGCAGGUCUCCAAACGGCGCUGUGCGUCUGCGGCUUUGCUGGCGCGAGGAAGAUCUCGGGCUUGAAUGUCUUUCCUAUUGAAUACUACGCCGGUCCCGGCGGCGCGAGGGGUUUGAAAGAACGAUUGAUCAAGCGCGGCAGAAAGUGGGCCGCGAUCGCUGGAGGGGUCCAUCACCUUGCAUAUCAAGGCAUGGCGUCCUGCUGGGAGAAGUCUUCCUACGUGAAGUUCAGCGUGAAAUCACGAAUUAUGAUUGAUCGCAAGACCUUUGUAGAGCACUGGCCAAACUAUGCGAAACAUCCAGAAAUUACGAGAACAUUGUUAGGAGGCAACAUCGAGAAACACACCCUCAACAGCAAUCUCGCCGCUUCGAAUGGUCAAACAUCGACCACGGGAGCCACCGGCCUGUCAGAAGAAGAGUUAUUGCUCACUACGCCCGUCGUCUAUGGAUUCAGUCUGUCUGAUAAGCGUUGGCUGGAAUUUGCGAUUGAUCAGGUGGAGACGUUCGAGUGGAAUGACGAAGUCUUCUCGCAGCUGGUCAUUACGGACCAACACAAGAUGAUCCUGCGGACGCUCGUGGGAUCAUACAGUGCGGGCGCGGCAUCCGGUUUCGACGACUUUAUAGCUGGAAAAGGCCUCGGACUUGUAGUCAACCUCUUCGGCAAUCCUGGGAUAGGCAAAACCUUGACGGCCGAGGCAAUCACCGAAUAUUUGCGAAAGCCCUUGUAUGUCGUAGAUGCUGGUGAACUCGGAACGACACCCCAAGAUUUGGAUAGAAACUUGUCAAACGUGCUCAAGCUAUCGGCUGCAUGGGAUGCGGUCGUCCUCAUCGAUGAGGCGGAUGUUUUCCUUGAGCAACGCUCAUUGGACCACCUCGACAGGAAUGCCAUGGUUGCUGUCUUCCUGAGGCAGCUCGAGUAUUUCCGCGGGAUCCUCUUCUUAACUACGAACCGGGUUCGGGUGUUCGACGAAGCAUUCCAGUCUCGCAUUCACGUCUCACUCAAGUAUCCGGACCUCACUCCUGAUGCGCGUCGCCAGAUCUGGGUGGCAUUCAUUCGCAAGGCCAACGCAAAUCUGGCAGAUGGGCAGCUAACAGAAGAAGAGCUGAGUGAUCUGGGUGAGAGGAAGGUCAAUGGACGGCAGAUAAAGAACGUUGUAAAGACUGCUGGAGCUCUGGCUGCUGGCAAGCAGGAGGUUCUGGGCUAUACGCAUCUGGCACAGGUUGUGGACUUGAUGGAGCAGUUUGAAAUGAGCGAUUGAACGUCUGAAUAACGUGUUCUUGCACUCUUACACUUGACCUUGUGAUAUGUCUGUGAUCUCGCAAAUAAGGCAUGGGCUGCCGCCUUCGUACGUUCGAUAGUUAAUGCUGUGCUUUCCUGGGCAUAAGCAUGCCCUUAUUCAAUCUCUACAUUCAAUGUCACUGGUCGUCGUUUCACGAAAAUUCUCAGGGAAGACCGAGAAAUUAGGCUG
Laetiporus sulphureus 93-53 is the source of this 2760-nucleotide messenger RNA. RefSeq names its product P-loop containing nucleoside triphosphate hydrolase protein. Bases 400 to 2550 code for a protein of 716 amino acids. Lineage: Eukaryota; Fungi; Basidiomycota; Agaricomycetes; Polyporales; Laetiporaceae. Gene Ontology annotation, molecular function: ATP hydrolysis activity; ATP binding. The record is from RefSeq and is a predicted model, not a curated record. The transcript has 12 exons.